CCCAAAUCCCCUCGUCACCACUCUCCCACACGGUCAAAGGCCACAAGCCCACAAGCUAACCCUAGCCGCCGCACCCCCGCCUCCCAUCUCCGCCCCUCCUCUACCCCUGCACCAACGCCGCCGCCCCCCUGCAUCAACGCCUGCCCGGGUCCCGGCACCAAGAUCUGUUCCCCCGUGUCGCCCCAAAUCCCCGAGCCGCCUCCACCAAUCCACAAAAGGUCAGCCCACAACCUGAGUCCGCCUCCAGCAGAUCCACCUCAUACCGAGGGGAAGCAGAAUCAGAUCUUUGGCGAUGGGUCGAGGCAAAAAGGAUCCCUGGGCGGCGCGCGGAUCCGUCGAUCCAGUGGAGGAGGAGGAGGCGGCAGCGGUGAUGGAGGUUGAAGAGGAGGAGGAAGUCAAGGGAGACGAAGAGGAGGAGUGGAAUCACGAGGAGGAUGAGGCGGAGGAGGAGGAAGAUGAGUGGGAACAGGAGGAGGAGGAGGAGGCUGAUGAGGCCUCGGCGGAGGAGCAGCCGGAGGAGCAGCGGUCGCCGCCCAAGCUGGCGGAGGGAUACUACGAGAUCGAGACCAUCCGCCGCCGCCGCCGCCGCCAGAACCAGGUACAGUACCUCGUCAAAUGGCGUGGGUGGCCGGAGAGCGCCAACACAUGGGAGCCUGAAGAAAACCUCAAGGCCUGCUCUGAUUUUGUUGAAGCCUUUGAGAAGCGGCAGCAACCAAGGUCCUAUGGCAAGCGCAAGCGCAAGCGCAAGAUCUCCACUGCUCCGGUGGUAAGUCCCAACCCUUCUUCUCAGGGUAGAAGGGGCCGCCCACGGCGUUCAGAUCCUCGGUCUCUGUCCCAACGUCCUCUCCCGGAGCGCAAGAUAUUGCCUCCCAGAGCAAGCAGCAGGAGAGGUACUGAUAACAGCAACAGGAACUUGGUUGCGGGCUCUGAUGCAUCAGUGAACGUGGCUCCUCAGCAAAUGCUUGGACAAGGUGCCACACAGGAGGGCAGCUCAAAUGUGCUCUCGGUUGGCCUGCCGUCUGUUGUGGUUCAUCAACAGGAUGAACAUCAGCCUGCGAGUGGUGUGUCAAAGGUUGAUAGUUCAGUACAGGGACCCCCACCUCAGGUUGGCCAGGUGACAGGUGCCAAGAAGCGCAAGCUUGGGUCUGUCAGGAGGUUCAAGCAGGAUGAGGCGCAGCAGGAGCAAGGGCAAGUCGUCAAUGGCACAAGUGAGAAGCCUGGCAAUGAGAAAACUGAUUCCGCACAAGGAGAAACGGGUGAUAGGACCAAGGGAGAGGGCGGUGCUAACCGUUGCAUCACUAAGAUCAUCAAGCCAGUGCGGUAUCAUGCCACCAUGACAGAUGACGUGCAGCAGGUUUCCAUAACAUUCAGAGCACUCAGGUCUGAUGGGCAGGAGGUUCUUGUGGAUGACAAGGAAUUGAAGUCUACAAACCCGUUGGUGCUGAUAAACUACUACGAGCAGCACCUGCGUUACAGUCCCACCGCGUGAAGGAUGCAUGGAAGGUAUUGGGUUGCCGUAGCAUUCUUUAACCUUGUGGAAUUUGCAGUGAUAUAGGUUAGCCUGGUUAAUGUACUAGUUGUGAUGAAUGUAGUAGAAUGUGUGCCCUUCUAGUUGCGACAUAUUUUGUUCAAUAUUUGUAUAAUCAGGGAUUUAUCCUA
Molecule: messenger RNA, 1659 nt
Organism: Triticum urartu
Lineage: Eukaryota; Viridiplantae; Streptophyta; Magnoliopsida; Poales; Poaceae
Product: putative chromo domain-containing protein LHP1
Biological process (GO): heterochromatin formation
Cellular component (GO): nucleus
Source: RefSeq, a predicted model, not a curated record